Lycium ferocissimum is the source of this 510-nucleotide messenger RNA. RefSeq lists its product as uncharacterized. The transcript has 2 exons. NCBI's taxonomy places the organism in Eukaryota, Viridiplantae, Streptophyta, Magnoliopsida, Solanales, Solanaceae. The record is from RefSeq and is a predicted model, not a curated record. The coding region runs from base 39 to 467 and encodes 142 amino acids.
UUCGACCUGGUGAUUGGGUUUUCCUGAAAGUGUCACCUAUGAAAGGUGUUAUGAGAUUUGGCAAGAAAGGGAAGCUCAGUCCGAGAUAUAUUGGGCCUUAUCAGAUCAUUCGUAAAAUAGGCAAGGUUGCCUAUGAAUUAGAUCUGCCAGCUGAUUUGGGAGCGGUUCACCCGGUAUUCCAUGUUUCUAUGCUUCGUAAAUGUAUUGGUGACCCCUCCAGAGUCUUUCCUGUAGAUGAUAUCCAGGUUACAGAGGAGCUAUCUUAUGAGGAGCAGCCUACAGCUAUAUUGGAUCGUCAGGUAAGAAGGUUGCGGAAUAAAGAUGUGGCUUCUGUUAAAGUGCUUUGGCGAAACAACAACCGAGAGGAAAUGACCUGGGAAGCUGAGGAGCAGAUGAAGAAGAAGUAUCCUCACCUAUUUCCAGUACCUACAGGUACAGACGCACAGUUUGGUGAUCCACCUGUUUAGGACACCCUCUUCUGCUGUUGGAGUGCUCCCCUUAUUCCGGAGC